This is a messenger RNA of Dalotia coriaria, 6232 nucleotides long. RefSeq names its product zinc finger domain-containing protein tiptop (gene tio). The coding region runs from base 790 to 4299 and encodes 1169 amino acids. The transcript has 3 exons. Gene Ontology annotation, biological process: regulation of transcription by RNA polymerase II. The record is from RefSeq and is a predicted model, not a curated record. Gene Ontology annotation, cellular component: nucleus. Gene Ontology annotation, molecular function: DNA-binding transcription factor activity, RNA polymerase II-specific; DNA binding. Lineage: Eukaryota; Metazoa; Arthropoda; Insecta; Coleoptera; Staphylinidae.
GUGACGAGGGAUGACAUCGCGUCGAGCUCCGUAGCCGCCGCCGUUGUAGCCGUUUGCGUAGCUCGUGUGUGCAAGUGCGCGCCGCGCGACGUGAGCGAGAGGGGGCGCGCGCGCGAGCAAAGCGUCGAGACGCCGGCGCUUGCCAGACCUGACGAAAGCGUUGCGCCGACUGUCGUCCUCGAGACGAAGCGGCGGGCCCGCCAAAGAGUGGGGGAGCACCGGAAUCGUGUCCUGUCAGUCAUUCAGUCACCGGAGUACGUGCGAGCACGUAGGACUACUGGUUGCGAGCUCCGGUCCGCCGAGGCACCGAAGUGGCGCGCGUUUGUUACGCAUUUGUAACAUUGCCGAAAAACAGGUGAAACGCGGGAACAUACACACACUUCAUCGUUCGACUCAUCAAUUAAAAAUUAUCUACGAGUUUUGUGAAAUACAAAAAAGGAUAGUUUGACGAAUUUUUAAAUACUUAUCACGAGGAAGCAAAUUUUUGUGAGUGAAAACUUUACAACUGCGACAAUUACAAGUAUACGAUAAUAUUACAUCGAGUGUGAUCAUCUUUCCUGCAAAGAGUGCGUGCGUUCUCUAGUGAUAUUAGUUUUGAGUUGGUUGAUUUUCUACCGGCACGCGACAUCCAAUAAGAAAAUAUCGACCAACAGCUGCAGUGCUUGUGUUUUUUGUUUUAUUUAAAAUUUGAAAAAUUUUCGCAUCGUGAUGGUACUUUAAUAAACCGCGAAAAUUCUGCUCCAACUGAAGCGACAAUCUAUUUUCCUGAGGAGGACAGCGGACAGCAAGAUGCCUCGCAGGAAACAGGAUUGUCCCAAGCGCAUGAAAUGGGAAGGAGGUGAGGAAGGUUGCCCCGAAGACGGCGAUAAGUUAGACGCCGACGAAGAAUCCGGCUCGAUGACACCAACUUCAGCUGCAUCACCGGUGCCGGACGAUGAUGUCAAUUCGCCAGCACCCGGCGAUCCAGCAUCACCGCGUAGUCCUCGAUCAAUUGCCGAAGACACACCGAAUCACCUGGUCGAAAGGGAGAUGACAAGCCCAAGAUGCAGGUCGCGCGAUUCUGGCGAAUCACCUCGGUGUCCGUCCGGUGAAUCUGCAUUUUCAGACCGCGGUAGCCUUCUACGCAGUGUACCACUCGCGGCGACGGCGUUAAGUCCGGUUGGUGUUGCAUUACCACCCACUUUGCCGGCCGCAGCCGCUGCAGCUUUGCUGCCUCCUCAGUCUGCCGCCAUGGCUGCGUACCUGAACGCCGCUGCCGCGGCGGCUCAACACUCUCAUAGGCUGAUGAUGACCUCACCGCUACCUCCUGCGUUCAACCGCAACGCAAUUUCGCCACUGGUCACAUCAUCAUCGUCGCCGCCGGGACAUCCAUCGGAAUUGCGGCUGCAAUCACCAUCACCCUCCGGGGAAUGUAUAUUGGACUUUAGCAAACGUUCUUCGAAAAGUGAACAAUCAGAAUCCGAUAGUGAUGUGAUGAACCUUAGCAAAACUAGCACACCACCACCGGAUGGGCCUGUUAAUAGUCCUCUAGAUUUGUCAGUGACGACGCGGAAACGCACAUCAGAUGACCAAAGUUCUCAGCCACCAUCGCGCAAACAACGCACAGGUGACUACGCAAAACCUGGCAUUCCAGCAUGGUCUUCGCCAGUGGCUGCUCAGCACUUACCGUAUUUUGCUGCAGCUGUGGCGGUUGCUAGUUUAUCACCGAAGACUAGCCCAUCACCGGAUUUGUGGAAUGGAAAAAUGAAGCACGCAACACCUACUCCUAGUGACGCAACCAAGGCUUUGGAGAAGAUGAGCGAACUUAGCAAACUCGGUGGUGAAGAUCUCUUUCGGUCAAUGGCUAACAGUGGUGGUGCUUCAGCGAACUCCGCCAGUAGUCGUCACAGUGCAUGGCAAUCACAUUGGCUUAACAAAGGUGCUGAGCAAGCAAAAGAUGUGUUAAAGUGCGUGUGGUGCAAACAAAGCUUCCCCAGUUUGGCCGCGAUGACUACGCACAUGAAGGAAGCCAAGCAUUGUGGCGUAAACGUUCCCGUCCCACCGAUGCCGCAAUCAACGCCCAUUGCUCCUCCACAACAUCAGCUUCAAACCUCGUCGCCGUCGAACACCAAUACAAGUUCCUCCUCGUCAAACUCUAGCAAGCCAAAUCAGUCGGACUUGAAUUUACUCAUCAAGGAGACGAUGCCUCUGCCGCGAAAAUUAGUGCGCGGCCAGGACGUGUGGUUGGGCAAAGGCGCCGAGCAAACGCGCCAAAUACUCAAGUGCAUGUGGUGCGGGCAAAGUUUCCGUUCAUUAGCUGAAAUGACUAGUCACAUGCAACAGACGCAGCAUUACACGAACAUCAUCUCGCAGGAGCAGAUCAUCUCGUGGCGUUCCAGUGACGAUCCAAAAAACGGCAACAGCGGAGGGGGCGGCGGUAGUGGUGGACCGGGCAGUGGCGGACCACCCGGAAGCACAAGCAGUCAUGUCAGCGCCGUGCUGACAUGCAAGGUGUGCGACCAGGCAUUCAGCUCCCUCAAGGAAUUGAGUAAUCACAUGGUGAAGAACUCGCACUACAAGGAGCACAUCAUGCGCUCAAUUACAGAAAGCGGUGGUCGUCGGCGACAGACACGCGAAAAACGAAAGAAAUCUCUACCAGUUCGCAAAUUGCUUGAGUUGGAGCGCGCCCAGCAUGAAUUCAAAAAUGGUGACAGCCCUGCUAUGGAUAAGCGGGAUUCAAGUGGUGGGGGCGCCGGACGUAUAACUUGUGAAAAAUGCGGCAACAAGAUUGAAACGUCCAUGUUCGUUGAUCAUAUACGGCAAUGUGUCGGCAUGACAAGCAACCAAAGAAAUUUCCUCAAAAACGCACUGAUGUCGAGCAAUAUUCUGCCACCUGAACCUCGCGAAAGCAGCAAAACUAAAAAGUCACCCUCUCCGCAAUUACGCUCGCCUACCGCAGGCUCCAACAAGGAGCCAACGGUGGGUGACAACAACAAUGGUUCAUCGCCCUCCGUACUAAAUGCCAUCGAGAAACUGAUCGAAAAGAGUUUCGAUUCACGCGGUAGGCAGAACGCCUCCUUUCCAGGUCAGGGACCAACAGCCGCCCCAAUGGGCUCCAGUAUACUCAAGCGACUGGGAAUCGACGAGAGCGUCGAUUAUACCAAGCCGUUAGUCGAUGCCCAGACGAUGAAUUUAUUGCGCAACUAUCAUCAACAGCAAAGUCAGCAUUACGGCCGUCGAGAGCGCAGCGGCAGUGAAUCGAGUUCGAUAUCGGAGCGGGGUAGCAGCAGAGUGGACGCGCUCACGCCGGAGCGGAAAAUGGAACCGCCAGGAGUGCCGAUAUCUUCGACACCGCGAUCGACGCCCGACAAACGCGACAAAUCGCCGAGCGUCGAAAAACACAUGCCGGACGCGGAUGUCUGCAAUAACAUCAAGAAGGAAAUCGAUGACGAUGAAGUCGAAGAUUUGAAAAUCAAAAAAGAAAUCGAGGAAGAAGAAGAUGAUAAGAGCAGUUUUGCUAGCAACGGCCCUACAAUCAAAGAGGAAGAGAAGAAACACCACUCAAUGCGAACACCUACGAGUAGUCCGCAUCGUCGCACGCCUGAAGAAAGUCCAUGCCGGAACAGUACCAGCAGUCCGGCGUCUAGUGACCGAUCCGGUACCCCGCGCAGUACUAACGGUGAUCGUAAAUCGGCAGGUGGUGGUAGUUUGGGUGCACUGAGCUCAAUGUUUGACAGUUUGUCAGGAAACGCCGCGCCAGCCGAAAAUGCUGGGGGCAGCAAACGUGGCAGCAGUCAUCCUCUGGCAGCAUUGCAGAAACUAUGUGAUAAGACUGAAACACAUCACACAAACAAUCGCAGCGGUGGAGGCGGUGCGGCUGCUUCAACAUCUUCAUCGUCAAACACCACCACAACCGCUGCAUCCACCUCCAGCAGUACCACACCGGGCGCCAUAUUGGCUUUCAGCUGGGCCUGCAAUGAUGCUGUGAUGACAUCAGAUUCAAUUAUGAAGUGCGCUUUCUGUGACACGCCAUUUAUCUCAAAGGGCGCGUACCGACACCACUUAUCCAAAAUGCAUUUCGUUAAAGAUGGUGUUAUUCCCGAUCCGGUUGCACUGAAAGCAGCAUCGUCACAACAACCAUCCGGUUCUGGUGCCUCUACACCAGGAGGUAAGUCAUCUGCUCCUGUGACAGGCACCAGUGGGCCAGGUUCCACCGGCAGUAAGAGUCCACCAUCCAGCGGCGGCUUUGAAGAAAGUCCACAUUCAAAAUUCCUCAAGUAUACCGAACUCGCUAAGCAACUGUCUAGCAAAUACGUGUAACGGGCGAAGUGAUAAAUUGAUCAACAGAUCAAUCGAAGGGACGCAUUGUGUAAUUAUUCAUUUUAUUUUCUCGGUAGCAUUCCUACAAAUACUUGUACGUGUACAGACUUAUUCUUAUUGCAAGAAUGGGAUAGAUUUAAUCAGCUAAUUGGGUUUUCAAAUCAAGAUGCGACGCGCGAUUUCAAACGCGACUAAUUUGCAAACAGUGAAAUCAUAAUAUGUAUAAUAAUAAAUAUAUGUAAAAUUAUUGAAGAGUGCCGCUAAGCGGUGUUCUUGUAUUUUGUGAUGUUAUCAUAUCUUGCUACAGCAAAACCAAUUUAGUAAUAAAAAUGAUAAUUUCUAAUUAUUUAAAUAGCAUAGAUCUAACAUGAAUAAUGGCAUACACUGAUGAAUAUAUUGAAUGUAAAUUACUCUUUCUCCUCUCAUUGCAAGCAUACAAAACGAAAACUAUCCUGAUGAUUUUUUACGUUACGAACGAAUCGCAAGCGAAAGCCAACUGAAUGUGAAAUACAAACAAACAAAACAAAGUGAUUUACUUGUUAUACGAACUUUAAAUAUGUAAACUAAUUUAGCUAUUUAAAGCAUUCCUAAGCGGAAAAUUACGAAACAGACACAAAUUGUUGGAAGUCAUAUAAUAUGUAGAUUACUAGGUGAACAAAUCUUACAGCAUCCAUGCGUGUAUAUAUAGUUUGUACUUACAGUGGGAUGUUGCGCAUAAACCAGAAUGGAUAAAAUUGUGACGCGCAGGUAGCCAAGGGAGGGCAAACCAGAGUGCAAAUGCGCGUUGAUGAUUACGAUGCAGAAAUAAACUUAAGUCAGUAUUUAAGAUGUAUACUACUAAAUUAUAGGGCAUGUACAUACAAGAAGAAAAUUAAAACAUAAACGUAUGUAGACAUUAAUAACUCGCGAUGGUUGAAUGAUGUGGUUCUACUUUCACGCAAAAAAUCUGCAUACAACAAUGAGACGAAACCGUACGAAGUGAUGCUUCUCAAUCACAGCGAUUACUCAAAGUAAGCGCAUUUCCAGUUUGAGUCUGCAAGUCUGCAAACAGAGGUUCAAUUGAGUAAUUGUCUCGUAUUCCAACCAUUCUAAGAAUCACAAAGUCGAAAUCGUACUCAAGACGAACGAGAUUUAAUUAAAUUAUUUACAAAUAAAUCGUAACUGUAAAGAUAGAAUAUUUCGAUAUGUGAAUUAUAAAGACAAAGAGAAAGGUUGUUUGCAUAAAUUAGUGAAACACAAAAAGUGAGUAUUUCAAAAUGAUGAUUCUUGUAAUUAUACUUGUAAAAAUACUAGUUAUAAUAAAACUGAACGAAAAAUCUGUAGUUUCAAUGGUUCCGUAUUUGUAAUAUUUAAAUAUUAAGGUAAGCCAUCUUACAAUAAAGCAAACUUAAAUAAAAAUUAAACAAAAAAAACUCAUUUGAGAGGAGCAAGUUAUUCAAUGCCUCUUGAAAUCGUGAAAUUGUUCAGGUUUCAUAAUUGGAUAACGCUUUUUAAUCACAUCGAUGAAACACGCAGUGAAACUACAACAUGUGAGAGAGAAUAAGCAACCAUUGUGAAUGAUUGAUUGAUUCUUAUACCUAGUAUUGGUUGAUUGGUUGAUAAGGAAAUACAAAACAUUCGUAUACGUAUUAUCUCGUAAUAUCUCAUUCUUCCAAGAAAGAAUUUUUAAAUAAAAAAUACUUUUAAACAAAACACGAAAAUAAUGAUGCAAAAUGGAGAACUAAAAAUUAAACAAAAACAAAACUAUUUAUCAGUAAUUAAUUAAUUAUUAAACAAAUAUUAUAAACUGAAUAAUACAAGAAUGUAUACGCAUAGCUGAAUAAUCAAGGCAAAGCUCUUUUUUGUGUUGAGAGAUCGAACUUUUAUUUAAAAAUAUUUUGUUGUAUUUGAUUGCAAUGAAAAAGCUCAAAUAAAAUAUAUGUUAUAAAAAUUA